Messenger RNA from Leishmania braziliensis MHOM/BR/75/M2904, 885 nucleotides. RefSeq lists its product as hypothetical. NCBI's taxonomy places the organism in Eukaryota, Euglenozoa, Kinetoplastea, Trypanosomatida, Trypanosomatidae. The record is from RefSeq and is a predicted model, not a curated record. Gene Ontology annotation, biological process: P-body assembly; cytoplasmic stress granule assembly. Gene Ontology annotation, molecular function: mRNA binding. Bases 1 to 885 code for a protein of 294 amino acids. The transcript has a single exon. Gene Ontology annotation, cellular component: P-body.
AUGCACAACGCCGUAGGCGACCGUAUCAACCUCAUCAGCAAGAGUGAGAUUCGCUAUGAGGGUCACUUGCACUCGAUCAACACCGAUGAGAACACUGUGAGCCUGUCCAAUGUGCGUAUCUACGGUACCGAGGGCCGCAAGGGCGGCGGUGUGGACGAAGUGCCAUCGACGGAGCAGCUGUUUGAGUUUAUCGUGUUCCGCGGUUCCGAUAUUAAAGACCUGACGGUCUUCCGCGACGGCGGCUCCCCACAAGCACGGGAUCCUGCUAUUGUGGAGGUGCAUGCCCCGAGCCGCGGUCGUGGCGGACGCGCUGCAGCCGCAGCCGCGCCUGCUGGAGCGUCGGGAGCGACGAGCAGCGCUGCCGCUCGUGGCAGCCGAUCCUUCUACGACGAGCAUUCAUCGUACAGUCGCGGUGGCGGUGGCGCGCGUCGUGGUGGCUACGGCGCCGGCCGCUACAGUCACAAUAACGGCGGUGGCAACAGCAGCGGCAACCGCAAUCACCGCGGCGGCUACGGCGGUCGCGGAGGCUCAGGCAGUUACCGUCGCAAUUACCGCGACUGCCACACUGGGCAGGACUUCAAGCCCUCCGAUAUCGGCGCUACUGAGAAGUUCGAGGGCGAUUUUGAUUUCGCCAAGUGCCGCGAGGAAUUUGAGAAGAAGAAAAGCGAGUUCGAAAAGGCCAAGGAGGAUGCAAAGACCCACGCCAAGGCCUACGACAAGAGCAGUUUCUUUGACACCAUCUCGUGUGACCAGAAGGAGAAGAACAAUAUGAACCGUGCCGAGAUGCGUAAGGCGGACACCGAGACCUUCGGUUCAGAGAUGGUGAGCAGCAUGCGCGGCUUCCGUCGCGGCCGCGGCGGUCGUGGACGCUACCAGCAGCGUUGA